CAUUUUGGCUAGUUUUGACUUAUGACGUAUCACGUACCUAUGUCUUUGACAAAUUGUAAAAUUUAAUAACCUUAAUAUUCAGUGAUUUGUAGUCAUAUAUUCCGAUUUUUAAACGAAAUGACAAUUUAUUUUACAGUCAUUUAUAUAGAUUUAAAUAUAAAUAUAUAGGGAUUAGAUUAAAUUAAACUUAAAUAACUGUUACUGUUUUCUUAGUAUUCAUCAAGACUGAAUUUUCAGUUAGUUUAUAGGUAAAUUAAAUAAGAAUAAAAAAUGAGUACUCUGAAUGCUGAUGUUGAAAAAGGUGAAGAAGUAGGUAAUUCAACGGGUAAUCCUAGAAAACGCCGAAAACUCGAUUCUGACACUGAAGACCAACCACCAAAAAAGGAACAUACUUCUAUUGUUGCUGCUCAUUACAACCAUUUAGAAGAAAAAGGUCUAAGGGAACGAUUUAAUUCUCCAAUAUUUUACCUGAGAAACUUUAAUAAUUGGGUUAAAUCUGUCCUUAUACAAGAAUAUGUUGAUAAAAUUCGAGAAAAAGACUAUGGGAGGCCAUUAUAUGCGCUUGAUAUAUGCUGUGGAAAAGGUGGAGAUAUAAGUAAAUGGCAGAAAGUACGUGUGGAACAUGUUGUAUUUGCAGACAUUGCUGAAGUUUCUAUUCAACAAUGCCAAGCGAGAUACAAAGAUAUGAGAGGUAAUUCAUUUUCUGCACAGUUUAUUGCUGCUGAUUGUACAAAGGAAUGUUUGCGGAACAAAUAUACAGAUCCUUCAAUACGAUUUGAUGUAGUAAGUUGCCAAUUUGGUUUACAUUAUAGUUUUGAAAGUUUGGUCCAAGCAAGGCGUAUGCUAAUGAAUAUAACUGAAUGCCUUAAACCCGGUGGAUACUUUUUUGGAACAUUACCAAAUGCAAAUGAAAUAGUAUCUCGUGCCCAAAAAUCGGAGAAUGGAGAAUUUGGAAACAGGAUUUACAAAAUUAAAUUGCUCUUUGACGUAAAGGAUGGUUAUCCAUUAUUUGGUGGGAAAUAUGAUUUUCAUUUAGAAGGAGUUGUGGACUGCCCUGAGUUUUUAGUUUACUUUGAUUUAUUUCAUAAGUUAGCUAGAGAAUAUGAUCUUGAAUUAGUAUAUAAGGCUGGAUUAGCAGAUGUCUAUAAAGACCAUGUUGAAAAAUACAAGGAUUUAUUGUACAAAAUUAGGUGUUUUGAAAGUUAUCCACCACCACCAGGCAAAGAUUUGAUUGCAAGCGAAUCUGAGUAUGAGCAUGCAAAAGUAUUUUGGGAGAAUAAUAAAGAUACAAAUGAGCAUUAUCGUCUUCGUACCAUGAGCAAAUCGGAGUGGGAAGUAGCAAAUAUAUAUAUGGCAUUUGUGUUCAGAAAAUGUAAGAAACAAGAGAAAGAACCAAGAAACAAGACAGAUGAUAAUCCCUCAAAAAGUGAUGUAAGUUCAAAACAAUGAGGGUUAAAAUUAAUUUAACUUUACAGUACACUGUAUAGUGGAGCACUUGUAUUGGUAAUGUGAAUAAUAAACUGUAUUUUAAAGAUUUUUUUUGUAAAAAAUUGAUGAAAUCUUGAAAUAAUAACCUACCACUAUCUAUCUGCUAGCAUAAAAUGAGCCCAACAUUCUAACUUGUAGUGUUAACUCAUUUCAGUCUCAAAUCACUUGUGUCUAGGAAUACUCGUACUCUUUAAAAACAACUUUGAGUAAUCCGCAGAAGAUUGAAUUUUAAAUACUGUAUGCUUAAAGUAUAACUUUACCUAAGUAGGUAUAAUUGGUGAAUGUGCAUCUUGAGAUUUUUACAUCAAUGUGUUUCAUACAUAAAACAAUAUUUUUUUUAUAAAAAUGUUAGAUAUAUGUUAAUAGUUUUGUGAUUCAUUUUAUCAUGCAAGUGUUAUUUAUAAACAAUAAAUAAAAAGUGCAUUUGUAUUUCGCAAA
Molecule: messenger RNA, 1926 nt
Organism: Zerene cesonia (dogface butterfly)
Lineage: Eukaryota; Metazoa; Arthropoda; Insecta; Lepidoptera; Pieridae
Gene: Rnmt
Product: mRNA cap guanine-N7 methyltransferase
Exons: 2
Coding region: 271-1449 (392 amino acids)
Biological process (GO): 7-methylguanosine mRNA capping
Cellular component (GO): nucleus
Molecular function (GO): mRNA 5'-cap (guanine-N7-)-methyltransferase activity
Source: RefSeq, a predicted model, not a curated record